Messenger RNA from Dermacentor silvarum, 5027 nucleotides. It is a transcript of the gene l(3)80Fg, whose product is annotated as dnaJ homolog subfamily C member 16-like. Bases 90 to 2444 code for a protein of 784 amino acids. The record is from RefSeq and is a predicted model, not a curated record. NCBI's taxonomy places the organism in Eukaryota, Metazoa, Arthropoda, Arachnida, Ixodida, Ixodidae. The transcript is spliced from 13 exons.
CAUCGGCUCGUGUGUUGUGGCUAGAUGGCGCGUCGGGAAUUCUCGAGGGCAGCAGCACCCCUUGAGUGGCUCUCCGCUAUCUCACAGUAAUGCUGCUUUUUUACGCGCUACUCUGCUUAAUUACGUGUAGUUGUGUUUCCUGUGCACUUGUGAAUCCAUACGAAACGCUUGGUGUGCCCCGUACAGCCAGCGCUGCAGAUAUCAAACGUGCAUACAAGCGACUGGCGAGAGAAUGGCAUCCUGACAAAAACAAAGACCCCGUGGCAUCUGAGAAGUUCAUAGAAAUCACCAAAGCUUAUGAGCUGCUGACUGAUCCUGAGAGGAAAGAAAACUUCGACAAGUAUGGCCAAACAGAAGACACGCCAAACUUUCGGAGACAACCCGACUACAGUCAAUUCAACAGAUUUGACUUUGAUCCUUUUGAGUCUACGGUGUUCUCUAAGGGAAACAUGAAGUUUAAAUUUAGUUUUAACCAAGGCUCUGUGUUUCAUAAGGCUACCAUCACACUCAAGGCUUAUGAAAAUAGAGUAGUCCCCGACAGUAACUACAAGCCAUACCUGAUCCUCUUUUACGGAGACCUCUGCUUUCCAUGUCUUCACGUAGAGCCAAUAUGGCAGCGAAUAGUCCAAGAAAUGGAGCCUUUAGGUGUGGGUUUUGCUACUAUUCAUGCUCAACAUGAAUCUGGUCUAGCACAUAAACUGGGUGUUGGCAGCCUGCCGUACCUGGUGGGCUUGGUGGAAGGGCGCGCCAUCCACUACCGUCAAGACCAACUUAGCCUUGUGAAUGCCAUUGACUUCUGCCGUCGCCUCUUUCCUCGGGAUACCGUGACUGUUCUGGAGGACAUGUCUUCAUUUGACGACUUCCUUUCAGGCUGGUCCGAUAACCGAGUGCGCGCAGUAGUGUUCAGCCCAUCGGCAUCUGUGCGGCUGCGCUACCUACUGGCGGCAUUCCAGUUCCGAGAGCGUGUUCGCUUUGGCUAUGUCCGACUGGGACAGCCCGAGACGGAGCCUCUGCGCCAGCGUCACGCUGGUGUAGGACUUCGUCAAGAGUCCCUGUUGAUCUUCAAUGAGCACACCAGUGCCCCUGUGGCACUCCUUAGCAUGGCAGAGCUGGAUCCACAGUCUCUCAGAGAUGUGCUCAAGGCAAACCGGUUUCUGAUUUUGCCACGAGUCUCAUCGCAGGUUCUUUUCGAUGAGCUUUGCCCACCCGAAGCGAUUCGUACGCGUCGCCGCCUCUGUGUUGUACUCAUUACAGGCAACACAGCUUUACAUGAUCCGAACCGAGCACAGCUAAGAGACUACAUUCAACAAAAGGGCUUUCCUGUUGAGCGCGUCAGGUUUAUGUUUGUGUACAAGGAAAAACAGAAGGAGUUUGUGAACACCCUGAGCUCGGGUGAGGAUUCACCUGAAGACCCCGUCCUUCAUAUGGUCAUCUUGUGGAGGAAAGACCACAACUUAGUUCAGUAUCAAUGGAUUGAGGCACCGUGGCUUGACGAGCCCCAGAAGCUGAACGAGAGCAAACAGGAGCUGGAGAAUGCGCUGUCGCGGCUGCUGCACUCGUCCGAGGCCCUCCCGCACGACGCCCGUCUAGGUGUGCUUGUGGACGAGCAUGCCCGGGGCCUGCUGGGUCGUAUCCUGCGCCGCCUCGUGCUCAUGGGGGACGCGCUGCGGGACCACCUGACACGCUACGAAGUCCUGCCCGCCCUCUCUGUGGCGCUCUCCUUUGGCUUCAUCGUGCUCGUCGGCUACUUCAUGUCCUACCUAGUGCAAAUGGAAGAAAAAAGUAUCCAGGAGCGCUACAGACGAGAAGGAAGGGUGCCUCCCUCAGCAGCGAAACCCAAGCCCGAGUGCAAGCUGACAAUUCACGAGCUCAGAGGAGAAACCUACAAUGGGCUUGUAAGACUUCUGAAGCCGGGCUGCCGGACUGUUGUCUUACUGGUCGACCAAGAAUCCAAGCCCAAGCUGCUGCCACAGUUCUUUCGUGCUGUGUUUCCAUACCGCAAGAACAAGACUCUCAUGUUCGCCAUGCUCCUGCUGGAGAAGAAUUUGGAGUGGUAUCGCAAGAUCCUCGCUCAGACUCUGGCCGUUCGACGGCCUCUCAACAUCAACCCAAAGAACUGCAUUGGUACUGUGUUAUCCCUCAAUGGGCACCGCAAGUACUUCUGCGUCUACCACGCCAAGCACCUAGAGCCAGCAGUGAUCAAGAAGAAGAAAGAGAGUGCUGGGGACUUUGUCGGAUUGGAAGACUCGAGCAGCGGCUCCGAAACGAGUGACAUGGAAUCGGGACGGCUACUCGCACGGUCUGAAGAGACCGACUCAGACAUGUAUGGCAGCAUUCUUUUCGAGGAGCACCUGCUGGAUGGACUGCCUAACUGGCUGGACAGGUUGUUUGAAGGCACCACAAAACGUUACUACAUCCAGUACUGGCCGGAGUGCAUGAAGUAGCCAGCCCUUCUGAUCCCAUCCUUCAACCCACAAGCAGCAGUACUUGCAUUUUUGUUGUUAUUGGGUUGUCUAUUUAUGCCAUGCUUGUGCAGCCCUUUUCCAAUACCCCCUCGUGGAAAUACGACUUCCUGAAGAUAUUGAUGUGCAAAAUUUCGUGGCAUUCAAGUCGCCAUGCAUUUUAAGCUACAAACCACGAUAUCACGUGUGGCUUGUAAGUCAAUUAGCUCGAUACCUUUUAGGCUGAACAGCUAAGUACGUUUUGCCCACAUCGCAAGAAGUGUUUGCAUCAGCUGCAUGAGGGGCAGCAUAGUUUAAUGGCCUUGGUGUGCUUUUUUUCUCCCUCCCUCUCUGAUAAAUGAAACAGCCAGUGCAGCCUUGUUUUUAUGCAUAAACACAAUGAGAAGUUACAGAUCAACCAUGAUAGUGCAUUUGGUGCACAGGCAGUGUGAAAAAGUGUUGAACAUGCCAGUAAGGGCUGCUUGGUCAUGUUGUAUGGAAUGAAAUGCAUAAGCUUGAGAGCCAGGUGAGAUUUAAAAUGUUCUCGAGCUACCCACUUGGCAUAACUUAAACAUAAUGCAGCAGGAGUGUGCACUGUCUUGCUAAAUUAGUAACUACCUAAAUAGGUGUAGUAGCUGUACAAUUCCCAAGUUGCUUCUGAACCAACAUUGUAAAGUGGCUGCAGACCACACAGGGAUGGAAAAGAUAUUUGUCGAGUGGAUUGCCUGUGUGGUCUGUACAUAGCCUCAAACUUGUGGCCAGGUGAUGGAUGUUGCACAUAAAUUAUGAGUUUCUGCCUAGUUUUUGACAUAUGGAUGCCCCAAAGGCAAUGUUCAUGUAGUUAUUUGUGCUUCUCAUUACUUAGGCCGUUGGCUGUUUGUAGGGAGGCAGGAAAAGCACUCCUCAAGUUUUGGUACAUGGUUUGUAGCUUGUUGUGCCCUGUGUUUGAACAGUGCAUCUUUUCACUGUUUUUGUGCCUAAACUGAUCAUUGUUUUGCCAGUAAGACCCACCUGUGUGUAUGUCAGGUUACAUAAUUCAUACUAAACCUGAGGUUUGUGCAGGCAGUACUUGGAGCAACGUAAGCAGUCUGUUACCGGUAGCAUGUGAUGUCUUUUGUCCGACCAUUGUGAGCUUGAAUUUUUGUCGUUUUGCUUUUCGUUGACUAGUUUUCUGUGGACAAUUUCCUAGAUGUCUUAGAAUGUACUGGAACUGACGUUUCGGAACAAGUGUAGAACUGAAGUACAAAAAAAAGGGUGUUUUCAUGUUGAGGUCAUUGCAUGGCAAUGUGGAGUAUGUCUUGUGAUGUGCAGUAGUUCCAGCUACCUUGGUUGUUAUCACACAUUAGUUGAUCGGACUUACGAUAUUAAGCUAGUCACUGCUUACUGUGCAGUUUUGGUUCUUUCUUGUCUAGAAAUUUGUGCUUUUGCUAAAUAUCAUGUUGAUUCAUUUUGUGUUUGUGUGAAAAGCACCCAUGGGCCGUAAAUACGAGUGCCUGCCAAGAAAAUACUCAAGUUGCUGCAAGUGCUGUCUGCACAAAUUUGUAUUGCUGGUCAGUUAGCUGGUGGUUGUUUAAGUGUGUGGCCGGAAGUGCAGUACCUUUUACUUAAUUUUCAAGUUGUGAUAAUCGGACAUCAUGAAUGUUUCUCCAAAGUGCACUGCAUGCCGGAUCUGCUGAUUUGAACGUGUUCAUACUUCACCGAGAGACUGUGCUUACCAUUCAUCAUGACCCACUCCACGCCAAGUCACCGCUUCUGCACCCAGCCAUAAAGUCAUCACACCAUGUGUUGCUGUGUCUGUGAUUGCUAGUCAUGAGGCUGCUCCAAGGACCUUCUCCUCGGCCAGUGCGAGUGUUGUGUAUCUGCUGCCUAAGGAUCACAAUUAUUGAUGUGUGCGCGCGUGUGUCUUAUACUUUUGCACUGCAGAUCUCUUGCAGACUCUGCCCUGAGCGUGGUGUAUCUUUUUUUUUUUUUUUCUUGCUUGGAGGAAGAGUGUGCAACAGCUGUGACAUUUGUUUUUCCUCAGGUUAUAAACUUAUCAUGUUGUUGUUUCAAUGGCAUUAUUUAUACUGUUGAUUGAUGUGCACCAAAGCUAUGUGAAAUUUUGGUCAUGCUGUUGUUGACUUAAAGAGACUGAAUAUGCACUGGUGUGCCACAUCAUGGCUGCAAGACUUGCAAGAAGGCAGGCAUGCUUGUCUCUGCACUUGUGCAGAAGGCUAGAAUUUUCUCACCGCUGCAGUAGUAAUAGUGCAACUGAUAUGCCUUGUAUAGAAAUAGCUAAUAUUCAGAAUUAUCGAGGCAGCGGAAUGGUUCUGUUUGCUUUGUGAAUACGUAAGUAUCCUGCAUUUUGGCACUGCAGUUGGACAGCAAAAUGUCCCACAGUUAUGCAGGCGCAUCAAGUCUCCGUGGAACUUCCAGUGUACCACUGCCUUCCACAUGUUUCAUCACUGCUUGCUUAACAUACGAAAAUCCUGUGUCAACUAGCCACGGAGAAAACCAGGUAGCAUUUCUAUUUAGAAAGGAAUGUUUUAUGUUCAACUUAAAUGUAAAGAUUAGAAGUGUUUCUGGUAGAAAUAAAACAUUUGACAU